Molecule: messenger RNA, 2918 nt
Organism: Onychomys torridus (southern grasshopper mouse)
Lineage: Eukaryota; Metazoa; Chordata; Mammalia; Rodentia; Cricetidae
Gene: Wipf2
Product: WAS/WASL interacting protein family member 2
Exons: 7
Coding region: 1-1338 (445 amino acids)
Molecular function (GO): actin binding
Source: RefSeq, a predicted model, not a curated record
AUGAAGAACCUGAAAAGGAACAGGGUGUGGAAGGAGGAGCUCUUUAGGGUAAAGUUACACAUUUCCUUCUUCCUCCAGGCAAACAUAGAGCAGCCCAAACUCAGUAGAGAUGAGCAACGGAAUCGAGGGGCCCUCUUACAGGACAUUUGCAAAGGGACCAAACUGAAGAAGGUGACCAACAUUAACGAUCGGAGUGCUCCCAUCAUCGAGAAGCCCAAAGGGAGUGGUGGUGGCUAUGGCCCUGGAGCUGCUGCUUUGCAACCCAAGGGAGGCCUCUUCCAAGGAGGAGUGCCAAAGCUUCGACCUGUGGGGACCAAGGAUGCUUCAGAAACUGUAGCUGGUAAGCCAGCCCUACAAGUCCCCAGUUCCCGAGCUGCUGCUCCAAGGCCUCCAGUGUCUACAGCCAGUGGGCGUCCUCAAGAUGAUACUGACAGCAGCCGAGCCUCCCUCCCAGAACUGCCCCGGAUGCAGAGACCCUCUUUACCGGACCUCUCUCGUCCCAAUACCACUAGCGGUACAGGCAUGAAACACAGCUCCUCUGCUCCUCCCCCACCACCUCCAGGGCGCCGUGCCAAUGCGCCCCCUACUCCUCUACCUAUGCACAGCAGCAAAGCCCAGGUCUACAACAGGGAGAAGCCCUUGCCUCCAACACCUGGACAGAGGCUGCACCCCAGCCGAGAAGGACAUCCUGCCCCCCCUCCUCUAAAACCACCUCCUUCCCCUGUGAAUAUCAGAACGGGACCAAGUGGCCAGUCUCCGGCUCCUCCCCCACCGCCUUACCGCCAGCCUCCUGGGGUCCCCAAUGGGCCCUCAAGCCCCACUAAUGAGUCAGCCCCUGAGCUGCCACAGAGACACAAUUCUUUGCAUAGGAAGACACCAGGGCCUGUCAGAGGCCUUGCACCUCCUCCACCCACCUCAGCCUCCCCCUUUUUGUUGAGUAACAGGCCACCUCCCCCGGCUCGAGACCCUCCUAGUAGGGGAGCAGCUCCUCCACCCCCACCGCCCAUGGUCCGAAAUGGGGCCAGGGAUGCUCCUCCUCCUCCACCACCUUACCGAAUGCACGGAUCAGAACCUCCAAGCAGAGGAAAGCCCCCACCUCCACCCUCAAGGACACCAGCUGGGCCACCCCCUCCUCCACCACCACCCCUGCGGAAUGGCCAUAGAGACUCCAUCACCACUGUUCGUUCCUUCUUGGACGACUUUGAGUCCAGGUAUUCCUUCCACCCAGUGGAGGACUUCCCUGCUCCAGAAGAGUAUAAGCACCUUCAAAGAGUAUACCCCAGCAAGACAAACCGAGCUGCCCGUGGAGCCCCACCUCUGCCACCCGUUCUCAGGUGAAGCCUGGCUUGGUCCUGCUCCUCAGGAAAAGGAUGGACCUCCUCUUCUCAGAUGGUCCCCCAACCCUAAAACCUGCAUGAGAGCUCCUACAGUGUUUCUCCAGUGCAACCAACCCUAGACUCUGAGCGUCCUCCCAGCCCAGCUCCAUCUAUGCAUCUUGUCUCUGGACUUGGUGAUGGCAUUCUUUCUAUUGGCAGUAGGGUCUCAGGCCCUGUGCCCAGCCUCUUCCAGCAAGCCCUGCUAGCCAGAAGAGGGGAAAGCUUCCGUGUCUCCUGCUUUCUUCCAGGGAAAGGUGCCUUGUUAUGGUGAAUGGACUCCUGUUGGGUGGGGUGGAGAAUGAUACCCCUGUCUGCUGUUAUUCACCAAGGGGGAGUGUGGUGUGUGCACUCUUCCAUAGUUUAGGAGGUUGGUAUGGCCAGGACUGCUGAGGAAAGGGUACUUUUCGUGAAGCAGGAAGGGGGUUUGCAGAGAAGUGAUCUGUUUUAAAGGUCAGGUUACAGAAAGGACAAGGAAAUGGAUUUUCAUUAUUUUUAAGAGUGUUUUGGCUUUGUUCUCAUCCCUCUUCUCCCCUGGGGACCCCAAGGGGUAAGUUGUACAUACACUAAAGACUAAUCAGUUGAUCCAAACAAUAAAAGAAGGGAUGAGGUAAACUGAGAAUCAUUCCAGAGCUAGUCAGCUCUUCUGCAGCUAAGGGGCCAGGGCCAUCUGAACUCCCUGGGACCCCCUGCCCUUCCCUGGGGGCUGAAGGAUGUCCUUUCCCAGUCCCUCAAGACAAGAGUCACUUUUUGUUGGGUCCAUUAUUCAUAUUCCCAAUUCACAACCCCCAGAAAAGAAACUUCCUGUACGAGAUGAAAAGGGGGAGUGAGGACCUUUUAACCUCAGCCUCGAGUUGGCCUCAGUUUCUUCUGAUUAGCCCUGAAGUGCUCAGCAGCUCUCGUCAGAGUCCAUCAGUCCUCGGAGACUGCUCCAGGGAGACCCAGGGAAGGAGGAAGCAUGACACACUACACAGGAAGGUCUGGCUUUGGGGGCUCACACCCAUCUGACACCCAUCAACACAGCAGCUUCUUCUCCCUGUUUUCUCUGCCACCCUACCUCCCCAAGGCUGCGGGGACUAAGACCACAGAGCAGAAAAUGGCAGGAAAAGCGUGGGGCCUUUGAGGGCGUAUCCAGAGUCUUGUGAAGCAAGGAGCGCAAAGACUAGGGAGGUGUACCUCAGUCCAGUCGGUGGGUCUUCCUUGGCGGCCAGCAAUACGUUGUUUCUUUGUCUUCCAAGUUGUAGUGAACAGCACAGGAAAAAUGGAUGUUCCACCUGAGGUUGGUCUAUUGGACAGUGAGUGUCUCUUCUCUAACAGCAAUGUGGGGCACCGGGACUCCACACACUAGAGAAGUUGGUUUCUUAUAGUCGUAGCCAUGGGCAAAGGCUGCUCAAACCUUAACAUGACCGUGGGGAGACCAGGCUGUUCUUUGAAUGGAAUAGGGGAAGCUAGUUAAAAACCUUCAGACACUUCACAGGGUUGAACUGGCACAGGGACCUUUCUUUUCUUUAUUAUUAUUAUUAUUAUUACUACUACUAUUUUCUA